Salarias fasciatus (jewelled blenny) is the source of this 1581-nucleotide messenger RNA. RefSeq names its product PILR alpha associated neural protein (gene pianp). The record is from RefSeq and is a predicted model, not a curated record. Gene Ontology annotation, cellular component: membrane. The transcript is spliced from 5 exons. Gene Ontology annotation, biological process: regulation of immune response. Lineage: Eukaryota; Metazoa; Chordata; Actinopteri; Blenniiformes; Blenniidae. Bases 351 to 1019 code for a protein of 222 amino acids.
CAGACAAUGAGUGUGUAUUUCUGGAUGUGUUUGCAUGCAGAUGUGGACUCUGCGUGAACAUGUGGCGCAUAAUUGAGCGUUAAAUGUAAAUGCCCAAAGGAGUCUCUUUUCUUUUUUUUCUUUUUAGUGAAAGGUGACAGUUGGCUCGCUGCCAAAUACUCUUGCUGGUGUCUGUGUUUACAUGUUUUUUUUUUCUUUCUUUUUUUUUUAAAUGUGACAACAUAGAGAAAGAAGACAAAAGCUGGACCCUCCCCUUUCUCUCCCUCUCUCUUUCCCUCUCUUGCCCCUGUGUUUAAUCUUACAGAGGGAGAUGAUCGGAGAAGAGGAGUCUCAGUGAACAGAGCGAAGCGAUGGAGAGAUGCUCCAUCUCUCCUGUCGCACGACUGACUGCCCUCGUCUCCCUCCUCCUGGUUGCUCUGGUGACACAGCCCUCCACCUGUAACCGUGACGACAGAGAGGGUGAGGAGCAGGUAGACGCCCUGUCGGUCCAGCUGUCUGUCACAGCCCAGGUCACACCCACCCCCCUGUGGGCGGUGGUCUGGGGUCCCACGCAGCCGCUGGAGGAUGAGACCUACCACUUUCUCUCAAGCCAAGAAAACGACCACCUGCAUCUGCACGGCAGCCAGCAGGAGGCCAGCACCGCCACGUCGGAGGACUGGGCUUACCCCGACGCCAGCCCGCCUCCCCGGGAGAGGGCACCCCUGGAGUCCAGGAACCAGGAGGGAGUGGAGGGCGGAGGGACAGAGGCGGAGGAAACGGAGCCCGAGGAAGUGGACCCUCAGUUCUAUGUCACCGUGACCAUCUCGUCUCUGCUCAUCCUGACAGCAGUCGUCAUUACAGCCAAACUCUGUUACGAUCGCAGCUGUUCCCAGCAUCCGCCCCCGCUUUCCCGUGGCGUGGCCCCCCCGCUCACCCUCGCACUUCCUCGCUCCCUCGCUUCGGAGGACAGCCGGCAGACGCUGCACAGCGCCUCCUCCUCCUUCACCGACAGGGAGAGGAUCCCAGUUGUGAACCUCUGAGGUGACUGUUUUUUUCCACACGAUAAACACUGCUAUGGGGGACUGAGGAGGAACAUCAACACGACCGGAGGGUUCGCCCGCAGCGCCAUUUUAUUUUCUCUGAAACUGUGAAAUGAAUUCAGGGAUCCCAGGUAUCCAGCCAUCACAAAACCUCCUCUUCCCUGAGGUCUUAAAAAAAAAAAUUAUCCAAACUCAUCUCCCCGCCGUUCAAUCCCUCCUUCUCUGUAAAUUCCUUUUUUCUGUUGGUGUUUCUGCGUCACUGUGACCCGUCCUCCAUUUUUCCCACCUUUCAUUUGGCCCCGAGCUCUGCCAAGAUACCCAGCAGCCCCGCGCUCUGACCUGCCAUGACUAAUUCACAAACAAGCGGUUUAACAGCCGUGCAACAUCCCAUUACCCCCGAAAUGCCCUACCUGUGCUUCCACAGCUGUUUCCAGGGAUUCGGCUGCACGUGCGAAGCCGCUCGGCGCUAACGCCGGUCCACCAGACUGUUCUUUUUAAUCAAGUGACACUAGAAUCCGGCACACGUGAGUAGACCUGCACCUGGCUUGCAAAUGGUUAAAAA